Molecule: messenger RNA, 486 nt
Organism: Staurois parvus
Lineage: Eukaryota; Metazoa; Chordata; Amphibia; Anura; Ranidae
Source: the annotation of a GenBank genome assembly
GUCAUCUCCUGUACUGUCCGCAGUCUCUGUACUUCUGGUGUACUGUGUCCGCAGUCUCUGGUCAUCUCCUGUACUGUGUCCGCAGUCUCUGGUCAUCUCCUGUACUGUGUCCGCAGUCUCUGGUCAUCUCCUGUACUGUGUCCGCAGUCUCUGGUCAUCUCCUGUACUGUGUCCGCAGUCUCUGGUCAUCUCCUGUACUGUGUCCGCAGUCUCUGGUCAUCUCCUGUACUAUGCAGCAGUCUCUGGUCAUCUCCUGUACUGGUGUCCGCAGUCUCUGGUCAUCUCCUGUACUGUGUCCGCAGUCUCUGGUCAUCUCCUGUACUGUGUCCGCAGUCUCUGGUCAUCUCCUGUACUAUGUCCGCAGUCUCUGGUCAUCUCCUGUACUGUCCGCAGUCUCUGGUCAUCUCCUGUACUAAUGUCCGCAGUCUCUGGUCAUCUCCUGUACUAUGUCCGCAGUCUCUGGUCAUCUCCUGUACUGUCCGCAGU